AUGGACCGCGGACGCCCCGCGAGCGGCCGCCUGAGCGCCGGCGCCGAGCCUGCUCCCGCGGCCUCCGCCACCCGCGACUCGAGCCCCGGGCGGACCGGGACGGGGCCGGCGGGCACCGCGGGUGGCGCGCGCUCCGGAGGCGGACGGCCGGCGGCGGCGAACGCGGCGCGGGAGCGCAGCCGCGUGCAGACCCUGCGGCACGCCUUCCUGGAGCUGCAGCGCACGCUGCCGUCCGUGCCGCCCGACACCAAGCUGUCCAAGCUGGACGUGCUCCUGCUGGCUACCACCUACAUCGCGCACCUCACCCGCAGCCUGCAGGACGAUGCCGAGGCGCCGGCGGACCCUGGACUAGGCGCCCUGCGCGGCGACGGCUACCUGCACCCUGUCAAGAAAUGGCCUAUGCGAUCAAGAUUAUACAUUGGUGCUACUGGUCAGUUUCUGAAGCAUUCCGUCUCUGGAGAAAAAACAAAUCAUGACAACAGUCCAACAGACUCACAGCCUUAGGCUCUCCCAUAGUAGGAGCUGGUAACAGUGGUGGCUGUUGUUUUAAAUACUAUGAAAUAAUUCUGUAUUUAUUA
Lemur catta (Ring-tailed lemur) is the source of this 578-nucleotide messenger RNA. It is a transcript of the gene TCF24, whose product is annotated as transcription factor 24. The transcript is spliced from 2 exons. Lineage: Eukaryota; Metazoa; Chordata; Mammalia; Primates; Lemuridae. Gene Ontology annotation, biological process: developmental process; regulation of transcription by RNA polymerase II. Gene Ontology annotation, molecular function: protein dimerization activity; RNA polymerase II transcription regulatory region sequence-specific DNA binding; DNA-binding transcription factor activity, RNA polymerase II-specific. The coding region runs from base 1 to 504 and encodes 167 amino acids. The record is from RefSeq and is a predicted model, not a curated record.